Pyrgilauda ruficollis (rufous-necked snowfinch) is the source of this 5634-nucleotide messenger RNA. RefSeq names its product family with sequence similarity 168 member A (gene FAM168A). Gene Ontology annotation, biological process: positive regulation of base-excision repair. Lineage: Eukaryota; Metazoa; Chordata; Aves; Passeriformes; Passeridae. Bases 220 to 927 code for a protein of 235 amino acids. The transcript has 9 exons. The record is from RefSeq and is a predicted model, not a curated record.
CCCCCCCCAUUCCCGGCUGGCGGCUGCGGGAGCAGCGGGAAGAGGAGGAGGAGGAGGAGGAGGAGAGGGAGAGCUGCUGCACCGGCACAGGGGCCGCCGCCGCCCGAGCAGCCGCAGAGCUCUGGAAUGCUGUGAAGACUCCCUGCCCAGGCACACUCCUCUCCGGAUUAUCUCCAUCCCAAGGAAGCUCGUAUCCAAGAGAGUUCCCGGUCUUCCACCAUGAAUCCUGUUUACAGCCCCGUCCAACCUGGGGCUCCCUAUGGAAACCCGAAGAACAUGGCCUAUACAGGUUAUCCAACAGGCUAUCCCACUGCUGCCCCAGCCUACAAUCCCAACAUGUAUCCAACCAGCAGCCCCGGCUACGCCCCAGCCACACUUCUGAUGAAGCAGGCCUGGCCCCAGACCUCCUCGUCCUGUGCCACCGAGGGCACCUUCCACCUCCCGGUGGACGCUGGCACCGAGAACAGAACCUACCAGGCUUCUUCUGCAGCAUUCAGGUACACCGCGGGGACUCCCUACAAGGUGCCACCGACCCAGAGUAACAACGCCCCUCCUCCCUACUCGCCGUCUCCGAACCCGUACCAAACCGCGAUGUACCCCAUCAGAAGUGCCUACCCACAGCAGAACCUGUACACCCAGGGAGCUUAUUACACCCAGCCCGUGUACGCGGCCCAGCCUCACGUCAUCCACCACACCACGGUGGUGCAGCCCAACAGCAUCCCCUCGGCCAUCUACCCGGCCCCGGUGGCCGCGCCCCGCACCAACGGCGUGGCCAUGGGCAUGGUGGCUGGCACCACCAUGGCAAUGUCAGCAGGAACCUUGUUGACCACCCCCCAACACACCGCCAUCGGAGCACAUCCAGUGUCCGUGCCAACGUACAGGGCUCAAGGAACCCCCACCUACAGCUACGUACCUCCACACUGGUAAACCACUGGCCAAUCCAUAUCCGGAGUCAAACAUUGUAUGCAACUACACAAGUCUUACAUCGGCGCUGCGGCCGCUGGGCUUCAGCGCCUCGUCUGUUUGCAAGAACAAAAGAAAAAAAAAAAAGUGCAAGGGUCACUUUAUGCAUUCUUUAGUGGUUUUUGUAAAAGCUGCUUUUUCUAAUCUUCUGCCUCUUUUUUUCCCCCCUUCCUCCCCCUCCCACAUGAAUUGUGUAACACACAUACUGACACUGAGCAAUAGUCAAGUUCUCUCUUCGGUCCUAUCAUUUGAAAGCUCAGAAUCUUCACUUUUCCAGCAUUGCCCAGCUGAGUGGUGCAGAGAUCCCCCCACUUCUUGUUCGUUUGGGUUCUUUUUGUUAUUUUUCUGUUGUCGUUGUUGUUGACAAGAGCCUAGAUUUUUUUUGGCUAGUAAGAGUGGUUGAUGUUCAGGGUACUAUGUGAAAAGCACAGCGCUGGUAGGCAGGCUUAUUCCGAUUUGGUUUGGGUAUUUUUAGUUGAAGAAUAUAAAUUAUUCAAUCUUUCAUAACAUAUUACAAGAAAAUUGGUGUCUUCCAGAUAGCUGUCGUGAUAGAUUAUAAAUGCAUUAUCUGCAGUGGAAUUCUGAACUCAUCCCUUCUUUUUGUAGGAGUAAGAGAAUAUAAAUAUAAUUAGCGACGUAACACACUUGUCUUAGGAAGCACGAGGACUGGUCACCAGCGGGUCUUUGGUCUGCUUUUUCCAACUGGGCACAUGGAUCAUGGGUGAUGGGAAGGGAGCAGCAGGAAGAUGCAUGCCCUGGCAGCAUCUGGAACCCCUUGGGAAAACGGGAUGCUCCCCCUCAGCCACGUCCUGGGGCAGUGUGAGGGAGAAGGCGGCUCCUUCCCUGUGUGGCUGCUGUUUGCAGGCAGAGAUGUGCUGGGCAGCUGCUGAGGGAAACAAGGACACGUCCAAAGGUUGGGCUGGAGAGCUUCUCCAGGUCCAGGGGUUGAUCUGGAGAGCUUCUCCAGGUCCAAGGGUUGAUCUGGAGAGCUUCUCUCAGUUUAGGGUUUGGUCUGAGGAGCUCCUCCAGGUUCAGGGUUGGGUCUGAGGAGCUCCUCCAGAUUCAGGGUUUGGUCUGAAGAGCUUCUCCAGAGUAUGGUGGUGUGGGAAAGGAGGGCGUCUGGUUGAUGGAGAUGAGUCUUCAAGGCAGGGUGAAGGCAAGGUGGGUGGCUUCAGCUUGCACCCAUGGUGUUGGCAGGGCUGAGACCAAACUGCGCUGCCUCCAUGGCAGUUGAGGUGUCCCCCUCCCAUUCUUUGGGUUCCAGCUCCAAGACUUCCAGGAGAAAUGUUCAUCCAAGCACAAAUACCAGCACCAUGGAGGAAGGCCGGGGAGAGGGAUGAUGUCUGGCUGCUCUGCUUGGAGAGGUGGGAGAGGAGGAAGAAAUAGCAAUAAACACGUCGCCUCCUUCACGGGAAGGCACCUGAGAAGAGGUGACAGCAGGGAAGGUGAUCCACACUUGACAUGGACCAGGAUGGGGAACACUGGGCACGCAGAGGCUGUGGGCAUCAGGGUAAUUUUGGGGGGGUUUGGCUUACCCAGGGACAUGGGGACAGGAAGCUGGUGACAUCCCCCCUCGGGGUGUCCAAGUAGAGCAAUAAGUUGUCUUGAGGGCAGCAGAGGCAGUUUGGAUUUGCAGACAAUGCUUGUGGCCAGUUUGUUUUUAAAUCCUUGUCACUAAACCCAGCAUAGAAACAAGGUUUUUGGGACUUCUUUGGGGUUUUUUUAAGACAAAAGCUUGGUUGGGUUUUGAUUUUUGCCUCAAGUGUGCCAUAAGUGUUCCGUGCUCUCGGUGGAGUCUCCCCACUUGGCUUCUGCUCCUGGAGCUCCUUCUCUGGAGCAUGGGCCAGGUGGGGAGUAACAAGCCUAGGGAUCCCAGGAGGACUUUCCCUCCCACUGGCUGGUCCCAGGAGGUUUGUCAGGUUGGGUGUUGGCACUUCUGUUUGGGGGUCAUUUGGUUGAUUCUGCUGGUUUUGAAGGAAAUCUAGAGCAAAGCUCUGGUUGCCCUCCUCAGCCUCAAGAGGAACAAAGUGGGGGGAGAUUUGCUGUGGGGGGAUACCAGUGCUGUGGGGUGGGGAAGGGGCACCCUUGGGCUGCACUUUGGACUGGUAUUGAGGGAAAGGAGAAGGAGAAAAGAGAAAAAGAGCAAAUAGGCAGUGGGUUCCCCAUUUGGCUUGGCAAAGCCAAGGAUUAGUAAAGAGCAGCAGGACCUUGGGAAAUAACACCAACACAUCAUCCUUGCACUGUUUGUAGCACAUUGCAGUUAAACCUGGGCCAAAAAAAUCCCCAGAUCCUAAGAACUGAAGACUUCUGAGAUCCCCUUUUUCCCCCUCUCAUGCUGACUUUGUGUUAAUGUCUGUCAGCAUUGAGUCAGGCCUCCCAAAAGGCGCUCUGGUUUGUGGGGUCCAGUGAGCUUUGGGGUCCCUGUCCCAGCAGACACCAUCCCACCACUGUCCCAGACACCCUGCACCACGUUAGGAACCACUCCUAAAAUUCUGGCCCGUGUGUGGAAAGGAGAUGUUGGGCUUUCUCCUGGAAGGAAAAGAAACAUUAAAGGUGGGGGAGAAAGCCCCAGGAGUUGAGCGUGGUGGAUCACCCAGUGAUGAGCCCUGACACGGGGCAGUUGGGUUUUAAUUCCUUUGCUUGGAUCAAAAGCAGAUCCAGAGCUCCUCAUCCCAUUAUUCCCAGGCAGAAAUACUCAUUAACCAAAGUGUAGAGAGGUGAAAUAUUUGCCACCUGUUGGGCCAGAGGCUUUAGUGAGGACAUUGGUAACCAGCCUUGAGCCACUGUGUGGAACCAGGGCCACCACACAGUGCCAGGCUUGGGUAGCUCCUUCCCAAGGAGGGGCUGUGGUGCUGGGGAGAUGCUCCCUGCCCUUCCCUUGAUCCCAAAUCCUUCCCUUGGUCAAGUCAUGGCUUAACUGAGAGUCCUGGGAAGGUCACAGUGGGGAACACUGAUGGGGGCCACCAGCUUCUCAAAUAUUCAUUCCAGCAAAGCUUUGCUGAUGUUGGUUGAGGAAAAGGGUUUUCCACAGUGAAGGAUCACACUGGGCAGCAGUGGGAAAGAGCAGGAGGGGUUAAACCAUCCUUAGCAGCCACUGAAGUGUCUGAGAUUAAAAUUCCAGCUAAAGAGGAAGAAAAAAUAACUCUGAACCAUUAACCCAUCCCAGGCCUUACCUUUACUUCAAAACACAAGCUGCGAGGUGAGAUUUGGGGGGAAAAUCGGAUUUUAGUGGUGGUGGUGACCCCCAAAGCCCAGGAGCCCCUUGGAGCCUGAGGCCAUCAUGCCUCCAAGUGGCUGAACCCUCCGGGCAAGGAUUUCCUACUGCAUUUUAUGAAUAACAAAUCACUCUGUUCAGCACCGUUGCAGUUUUGGGAUGUAAUUCCCAGGAAAUGUUAUUUAAGGGGUUUGUUUUAAUGAGGGGUGUUCAGAGCAUCAGGUUUUCCUCCAGCCACCAGCGUCCCACUGAAUCUGGUCCUUCCCAGAGAGACCCCCCUGACUCUUUGCCAUCCCCUCUGGGAUCGUGGGGAUGAUGUGGUUCCCAGCUGGAGGGCAAGAAAUGAGAUCCUGGUUUUUUUAGCAGGAUGGAAAAAAAUAACACUUGAGGCUUUAUUUUUGGUAAAAUCCAACCAGCCAACAAUAGCAAUAAGAGCUGCUGGAUACCCAUAAAUCCAGGUAUUUUUGGUUUGGGUUUUUUUUCCUAAUUGCCAAUAUUUUCAGGCCCUCCAGCUGUGGUGACCCUCUGCCCAUCUUCCCUUGGCUUUGCUCCCAAGCCAGGAUCAGCCCCCAAAUAUUUUCUCUGCUGUGUGUUAGCAUUCCCUUAGGGGGAAAAAAAAGGAAAAUAAAAUCUGUGACGAGCUUGGGAGGGAGGAAAUCCUUGGAAAAGGCAUUUCUGUGGCAUGUUGCACCAUGGCACUUGGAGAUUCUCUGGCAAUCAGGCAGAAGAGCUUGUGGGAAUGUUUGCAGGGCAGGAAUAGCAAAAUCUGGGGUUUGACAGGAGCGAUUCCCGUUUGGAAGCGCUCGCUUGUGCUGCUUGUAGGGAAUAAUCUUGAUGCAACAUGGCCACCUGCAGCCUCCCUGCAUCCUCCUGCAAGAGAUGGAGCUGGGAGAUGGAAUUUUCCAGGGGGAAGAGGGGUUCAGGAUCAGGGGAGGGAUUUGUAGGGAAGCAUGGCAAAGUGCAGGAUCACACCCAAACCCUCCCAUUCCCACAACACGGCCUCAACCCACACCAGGCUCCCACCCCUCUUUCCGUGUAAUUAAUUUUAAAUUGAUUUUGACCACCAGACCAGCUCGUUUUUAAGUAUUAUUGGACCUCUUAAAUAAAAAUAAAUACCAAAAAAAUUCCCUGAAAGAACAACAACAAAAAAAAAAUUUCAACCCAAGAGUAACCACGUCUUCCAAGUCUACAUCUCACAGGUGUGUAGGGAACAUGGCCUUGGACUGAUGCCCUGGAGAGCCCCACAGCCUCAGUUUGUCCAUCUGAAGUGUAAAUUUGGGGUUGUUUUCCCGUUUGUUUUCUGUUCUGGUUUUGGUUCUGAAGAUCAGGUCGUGAUCUCCCUGACAGAUUUCAGCCAAGAGUUUGUAACUGUACGAUAUUUACUGUAAGAUGUAGAACAUUCGAUAACUAUUAAAAUGUUUCCAAAAAAAAUUAAAUAAAUAAAUAAAAGAGCCCCA